This is a messenger RNA of Lathyrus oleraceus (garden pea), 2383 nucleotides long. RefSeq names its product serine/threonine-protein kinase ATG1a. Gene Ontology annotation, biological process: regulation of autophagy; protein autophosphorylation; peptidyl-serine phosphorylation. NCBI's taxonomy places the organism in Eukaryota, Viridiplantae, Streptophyta, Magnoliopsida, Fabales, Fabaceae. The coding region runs from base 403 to 2139 and encodes 578 amino acids. Gene Ontology annotation, molecular function: ATP binding; protein serine/threonine kinase activity. Gene Ontology annotation, cellular component: cytoplasm; autophagosome; cytosol. The transcript is spliced from 13 exons. The record is from RefSeq and is a predicted model, not a curated record.
UUUCAUGGAAUGAUAUCUUCCUUUAUCUUUGUGUUAUCUAGAAACUACAAACAAAUAGUGAACCAAAGACUAGGAAACUACAAACAAAUAUAAUUGUUGAGAGUAGCAAGCAAGGCAAAACAUACAUAAGCAAACACGAAAUCGAAUCCAAUCAAAUCUAACAUCAACAAAAAACCAAACCAUCCAUACUAGAAAAACAACAUAAACCAAAAUGUAAAAAAAAACAAAGAAAUAUUCAACUCAAAGAUUGAUGUUCAUCCAGUCACUCACUCACACCCAACAACAAUUCAAAGUUACAAUCUUUUCAACAGUUUCCACAACCCCAUCAUCUCUACAACACAAUCCAAUCCAAUUCAAUCCAAUCCAUGGCUGUUUAGUUCUUUCUGCAGUUUUUGAGCAGUAAUGGAUUUGGUAGGACCCGCCAUGAACCGGUUGGUCGGAGAUUACAUACUGGGUCCUCGAAUCGGGUCGGGUUCAUUUGCGGUGGUGUGGCGUUCGCGGCAUAGAAUUUCAGGUUUGGAGGUAGCGAUUAAGGAGAUUGAUCAGACUCAAUUGAGCCCUAAAGUUAGGGAUAAUCUCAUCAAAGAGAUUACUAUUCUUAGAACUAUUCAUCACCCUAACAUCAUUCGACUUUUUGAAGCUAUAGAGACCAAUGACAGGAUUUACCUAGUUUUGGAGUAUUGUGGUGGAGGGGACCUUGCUGCCUACAUACAUCGCUAUGGGAGAGUUUCAGAAUCCAUUGCUCGACAUUUCAUGAGGCAAUUGGCUGCUGGGUUGCAAGUGCUUCAAGAAAAGAACCUCAUACAUAGAGAUUUAAAACCACAGAACUUACUGUUGGAAACUACUUCAGCUACACCACUUAUGAAAAUCGGUGAUUUUGGUUUUGCAAGGUCUCUCACACCGCUGCAGUUGGCAGAUACACUAUGUGGUUCACCUUAUUACAUGGCUCCCGAGAUAAUUCAGAGUCAGAAAUACGAUGCCAAGGCUGAUUUAUGGAGUGUCGGAGCAAUAUUGUAUCAGCUAGUGGUCGGGAAACCGCCGUUUGAUGGAAAUAGUCAAUUGCAGCUUUUUCAAAAUAUUUUGGCAUCUACCGAACUGCACUUUCCAUCAAAGAUUUUAAAAGAGCUGCAUCCGGAUUGUGUCGAUCUUUGCAGAAGCCUUUUACGUCGAAAUCCAGAUGAGAGAUUAACAUUCAAGGCGUUUUUCAAUCACGAUUUCGUACGUGAUAACAACAGGUCCGUUGUGAAUAUUGAGCGGUUUCAUUCGCAUCAAUCAGAAAGCUCGAUGGUUAAUCAAUUAGUUGGCUCUGCAUCCGAGAAGGUGUCUCAAGCACAUUCCGAGUAUCAUGUUGAGAAAGCUUCUCAUUUAAUGGAGUCCGUUGAAAAAAGUUAUGUCCUCGUCAAUUCUCAUUUUGCGUCAUUGGAGGAUUUCUCUGACUACUUCGAGGCAUCCGCGCAAGAUAACCCCUCAAGCAAGGUUUCUAUCCGUGCUUCAAACAGGUUAGACUUGUUGCAUAAGUACGUGCAAGUCCUUGAAGAACUUUCGCAAGAAAAGUAUAACACAGGACUGUAUCUAGAAUCACUUGCAGUCGAGUUGGUGGUUUUGGCUAUAUGGAAGAAAGCUCUAGACAUUUGUAGCACUUGGUCAGCCCCAAUUUCUAAGAACGAGUUGCACGGAAGCAGUUCAGUUAACGAGUCCGUAAUUGCCUGUGGAGACGCGAGCUUAUCACAUACUAUCGAUCAUAAAAUAAAUUUCAACGAUCGUCCUUCCGUCUCCUUGUGGGCCAAACAUGGAUUUAUCAACGCAGUCGAUCGUGCCGAGAAACUAUCAUAUCAUAUUCAAAACAUGGAUGGUGCAGUUGAGAUGCCAGACGCAAUCGAGAUUAUAUUCACAGAAGCACUCUUAAUCGGGACAAAUGGUGCUGUAGAUGAGUACAUGAACAACAAAGAUAAGUCUGCAACAUCUUACUCAAAAGCAAUGCUUCUACUUUCAUUUAUUGUGGAAGAAGCAGAGAAUCUUCCACUGAAUCCUCCAUUUUCACUUCUUGCUGACGAUCAUAAGCGAAUCGUGCAAUAUAUUCGCAACUUGCGGAUUCAAAAAAUAUCUUUAUCAGAGUCACUUUCUGAGGAAGCUCAAUAGCUUAUACUCUUUAGUCGAAUUAAUAAAAAAUAAUCAGUUUGUAUAUAUUUGCAACACAGCUUUUGGAAUUGGUGAAGCAGUUUGUAUAUAGGUAUAUAUAAGCACUUACCAGGACAUUGUAGAGGGACCUUUUGGUGUUAUUGGAUGAUUUUAUGUAAAUAAUCAUGUUAAUUCUUUGCAUAACAUGUAUCAAUUGACAAAAUAACAAUGAGAAUUAUGGCUAAAACUAAAUCAUUUUGCUUUA